Messenger RNA from Miscanthus lutarioriparius, 1125 nucleotides. NCBI's taxonomy places the organism in Eukaryota, Viridiplantae, Streptophyta, Magnoliopsida, Poales, Poaceae. The record is from the annotation of a GenBank genome assembly.
AUGGACGUGCUGAAGCGCGAGCUGCAGCGCAAGCGCCAGCUCCUCAACGCCGAUUUCGGCGGCCGCAAGAUCCUCCGCCGCGCCGAGAUCGAGGCCCGCGAGCUCCAGCGCAUCCGCGAGGCCGAGCGCCAGCUCCUCCUCCAAAAGCAGCUCAGGCAUUCCCGCCCGGUGUCGUCCCCCUCCGGUUCCUCCUCGCCCACCUCCGCAGCCGCUGACGCUGACGCCGACGCGUCGCGGGCAGAGAGCGGCUCCAAGGAGUCGCUCCCGAGGGAGGAGGUCAUCCGGCGCCUGCGCGUGCUGCGGCAGCCGGCCACGCUCUUCGGCGAGGACGACGUCGCGCGCCUCCGCCGCCUCCGGGACCUGAUCGAGGACCCCGCCGCGCUCGCCGACGUCGACGCGGCGGAGAUCGGGAGGGCAGACCAACGACUUCCUCCGCGACAUCCAGGCGCUGCGUGCCAAGGCUGCGGCCGCGACGAAGCCCAAGGCGGCCGGCGCGGAGGCCCAGCGUGGGGAGGUGACGGCGUACCGAGAGAUGUGCCGUUCGAGGAGCUCUGCGACGAGGAUCAGAUCACCGCGUUCUUCAGGAGGCUGAUGGGCGAGUGGACUCAGGAGGUGGACGGAGGGCAUCAUCCUGAAUGCACAAACACAACCAUCGACGAUCCGGUUGCACCUUGUGCUUUAAACAAUCUUGUAUCACAGGACUCGCGUUCAUUAUUUUGCAUCAAAUUGCAGGCUCUCCCUCCUGAUGUCCGGCAAGCAUUGCUGGAGGUUGUCAAGUGCUGUAUGAGACGAGACUACUUGGCUGCAGUGGACAACUAUAUCAAGCUAGCGAUAGGCAACUCGCCAUGGCCAAUUGGUGUGACCAUGGUUGGUAUUCACGAGCGAUCGGCUCGCGAAAAGAUCUACACGAACAGCGUGGCUCACAUCAUGAAUGAUGAGACGACCAGAAAGUACCUGCAGUCUGUGAAGAGGCUCAUAACAUUCUGCCAGAGAAAAUACCCCACUGAUCCAUCAAGGUCGGUAGAGUUCAACAGCCUGGCAAAUGGCAGUGAUCUGCAGUCUCUCCUGGCGCAGCAAAACGGGAAGAAUUCAGAAGAAACGCUUCGGUUAGUGGCUGCGUCAUGA